Molecule: messenger RNA, 713 nt
Organism: Pectinophora gossypiella (pink bollworm)
Lineage: Eukaryota; Metazoa; Arthropoda; Insecta; Lepidoptera; Gelechiidae
Gene: mRpS18B
Product: 28S ribosomal protein S18b, mitochondrial
Exons: 2
Coding region: 129-686 (185 amino acids)
Biological process (GO): mitochondrial translation
Cellular component (GO): ribosome; mitochondrion
Molecular function (GO): structural constituent of ribosome
Source: RefSeq, a predicted model, not a curated record
CCGAAUUCGCCUUUGACGUUCGAGAUCACUACGUCGCUCUUGAAUUGAGGUUAGAUUAAAAAAAUAUAAAAUGUUUAUGUGACUGGAGCUCGAGUAAAGUUCGAUUUCCAAAUUAAAGCUAUACUAAAAUGGCUCUAUCUAGUAAUAUUGGUUCGUUAAUUCGGCGAAUAGCUUUAGUAGAUAUCAGGAGCAUUAGGUUUUAUUCUAAUCAAGUUGAAGGAGUUGCUGGUGAAGAGGAGCAAAAUGUGGUAGAUCCUACGAAAGACAGAACCAAAAUAAUUCCGGUGGAAACAAGUAUGAAGUACAUGAAUAGUAAAGCCUAUCAAGAAACCUAUGGUGAAAAACCUGUAUGGGUUCUAUACAGACGCAAUCACAAGGGUGGUGUGGCUCCUAGGAACACCAGAAAAUCGUGUGUGAGGAACGGAGUUAUUUCAACCGGUAAUCCUUGUCCGAUCUGCAGAGAUGAAUAUUUGGUGCUAGAUCACAGGAAUACCAAGUUACUUCAACAAUUCAUAUCAGAAUACACUGGUCAGAUUCUGGAACCUUUCAAUACAGGAGUGUGUCGAAAGAAGCACAAAGAGUUGCUGGUGGCCAUUGAAAGAGCCAGGGACCAAGGCUACCUUACCUAUGAUGUACCAUUCAGGGAGUAUGAUUAUUCACUGUACAAUAAAAACACAACUUCAUAAAUAAAACAUGAUUAGAUUAGAGUAUGU